This is a messenger RNA of Cordyceps fumosorosea ARSEF 2679, 1599 nucleotides long. RefSeq names its product 60S ribosomal protein L1. The transcript has 5 exons. The record is from RefSeq and is a predicted model, not a curated record. NCBI's taxonomy places the organism in Eukaryota, Fungi, Ascomycota, Sordariomycetes, Hypocreales, Cordycipitaceae. Bases 1 to 1599 code for a protein of 532 amino acids.
AUGGCCGCCAUCGAUAAAUGCCUGGCCUCUAUGGCCAGGCUGAGCUUGUCACAAACCUCCCGCCCGACAGCGUCAAUGGUGUCGCGUUGCCUGGCCCCAGCAGCUCUUCUGCAAACCCGCCAAGCCUCUGUUGUCCGUAUCAAGAAAGGCCCUGUCAAGAAGAAGUCGGUGCCGAAGGAAUACAAACGCCACAACCUCGACAAGACCAACUUUCCUAGAUUCUCGCUUGUUGAAGCUAUGAGAAUCCUCCGCGCAUACGAAGUCGGCCAGCCUCCCGCCUCGAUCAAAUACGACCUCGCCAUCAACCUCAAGACGGCGCGCAACGGACCCGUCAUCAAGAGCAACCUGCGCCUGCCACACCCCGUCGGCACCGACUGGCGCAUCGCCGUCAUCUGCAAGGAGGGCAGCGAGGUGGCCACCGCGGCCUCCGCGGCGGGCGCCGUGGCCGUCGGCGAGGCGUCCCUGUUCGAGCAGAUCCUCAAGGAGGACAUCAACUUUGACCGGCUACUGUGCCACGAGGGCAGCGAGAAGGCGCUACAAAAGGCCGGCCUGGGCCGCAUACUCGGCCCCAAGGGCCUGAUGCCCUCGGCGCGCAUGAAGACCAUCGUCAGCGACGUGGCCAAGGCCAUCCGCGACACCGCCGGUUCGGCCGACUACCGCGAGCGCAUGGGCGUCGUGCGCCUGGCGGUCGGCCAGCUCGGCCACACGCCGGAGCAGCUCAAGGCCAACAUCUCGGCCGUGCUGGCCAAGAUCAAGGCCGAGUGCGCGGAGAUCUCGGAGGAGUCGCACAAGGAGAUCCACGAUGUCAUCCUGAGCACGACAAACGGGCCUGCCGUCAGCUUAAGCGGCAGGCUGGCGAAUGAGGAUGACAAGGUCACCGCUGAACAAUUAUCGAGCGCCAUCAUUACAGUCCCGCGCCAGUGCCAUCAACACAUUCGGCGUGCUUCCCACAAGUCCCUGUAUUUGCUCGUCCUCGUCUUCAUCCUCCUCUUCGCUGCCCUGGUCGUCCUCAUCGUCCUCCCCGUCUGUCGCCGUCUUCGUUGCAGUGCUCAGCGCCAGCCUCUCCUCCAGCGAGGUCAGACGCUCCGCCACCUCGACCAUGGACCUGCCGAGCUCCACGUCCCCGCGGAUGAUGCGCAGCUCCGCCGUGAGCGCGUCCGCGUCCGCGCGUCUGGCGGUCACGCGGGCGCGGACGUCCUCGACGGCGCGGCGGAAGCCCAGCAGCGAGACACGGACAUCCUCGACUCUGUCGUCGCCGCCGCGGAGGUCGGUGCCGAGGGAGAGGAAGGUGGUGGAGUGGGCGUUGACGAGCUCGAGCAGCUCGCCGCUGAUGGCGGCGCUGCGGUCGCGCAGGUCAGCGCGCAGGUCCUCGAGCGUCUGGUGGCGGUGCGGCAACGCGGACAGGUCCCCGCUGCCUUUGCUGCCACCCUUUCUGCGGAAAAGGGGAGUUCAUCUUCUCCGUCUACAUCUAUGGAUCCGGAGUCUCACAUGGGCGAGAAUGACUGGGAGGAGCUUCCCCAAAACCAGAGUCUACACGGUGCGGUAUCGGAUGAGACACCAGCGUCAGUGCGAGUCAACGCUAUACGGGGCCCAAGAUAA